AUGGAUGCCCAAAACAUCUUCAUAUCGAAAAGCACCUUCACUAUAAUUGUAGUCAUUAUCAUCUUCACCAGCUUUGUUAUAGAAACCCUAUCUGCUGAUCCAAAGUUUGAGGUCUGCAAGCCUCACAACUGUGGGACAGGUCCAAAUAUAAGCUACCCCUUUUGGAUUCCUAAAGAACAAGAAUCCUAUUGUGGUUUCCCAAAUUUCUCAAUCACUUGCAAUGAUGAAAAACCAGGGCUUACUAUUUCUGAUGAUUAUUAUGUCAUUAGAGAGAUCUUUUACACCAACCACUCGUUUCUCAUGUCUAAUUCUGCUGUCUAUGAUGGUGAUUCAUGCCCAACUCCUCUGUAUAACUUUAGUCUUGAUCAGACUCCAUUCAAUUACAGUCCUUCUCAUUAUGAUCUCUUGGUGUUCUACAACUGCACUUCUGUUCCUGUUGAGACCUUAACAAUUCCAAUUGAUUGCAUGAGCAAUGCUACUCUUCACUCCUUUGCUAGCUUUCAUGAGGAAGCUUUGGAGUACAUGAAUUUUUCUACAGAGUCAUGCCAAUCUAUGGUUAAUGUGCCUGUCGAUAUUGAUGGUGAAGAGGGUUUUGGAAAUUUGUUAAACUGGAAUUUCACAGAGAUUUUGAGGGAGGGGUUUGUUUUGAGUUGGACUGCAAAUAAUUGUAGCUCUUGUGAGAGAAGUGGUGGGCGUUGUGGAUUUGAAAACAAUGAAUUCUUCUGUUUUUGCCAGGAUCGCCCACAUCUCAGAACUUGCCAUGAUGGUAAUUCUAUCGUCCUAUCGGUUGUGUAUGAGGAUACAAUGUUCAUAAAGCUUGUCAUUAAUGCGUAUAUUGAUACAGCGAGAUUUCUUCCGGGCCCAAUCCUCACACUGCUUCUAUGCCUCCCUGUUUAUUUCCCCGCUCCAGGUGUUUGUGCUGGAUUAGGUGCUCUCCUUAUUUCAAGCAUUUUUUUCCUCAUGUAUCUACGCCGCUACAAGAAGCGCUAUCCUCCACCUUUUCUCCCUCGAAUUAUCUCUUCUGAUCCCUCUUCGAAGACAAUUUUUGAGAGCCAGGGCAGCUUACACGGUGUCCAUAUAUUCACUUACGAAGAACUUGAAGAAGCCACUAACAAUUUUGAUUCCAGCAAAGAACUAGGAGAUGGAGGUUUUGGCACCGUAUAUCAUGGCAAACUCCGUGAUGGUCGUGUUGUUGCUGUGAAGCGCUUAUAUGAAAACAAUUACAAGAGGGUUGAGCAGUUCAUGAAUGAAGUUGAGAUCCUCCAACUUUUGCGCCACCGAAACCUAGUCUCCCUAUAUGGGUGCACCUCUCGCCACAGCAGAGAGCUCCUCCUUGUAUAUGAAUACGUUCCUAACGGUACUGUUGCUGAUCAUCUUCACGGUGAACAAGCUAAACCUGGAUCACUCACAUGGCCAACUCGAAUGAAAAUUGCCAUAGAGACUGCAAGUGCAUUGAAAUAUCUCCAUGCUUCUGAUAUCAUCCACCGUGAUGUCAAAACCAACAAUAUUCUCCUUGACAACAACUUCUCUGUGAAAGUUGCAGAUUUUGGGCUGUCCCGUCUCUUCCCAACAGAUGUUACCCAUGUUUCAACUGCUCCACAAGGAACUCCUGGAUAUGUUGAUCCCGAUUAUCACCAAUGCUACCAGCUUACAAGCAAGAGUGACGUCUAUAGCUUUGGGGUGGUCCUGAUUGAGCUUAUAUCAUCAAUGCCUGCUGUUGAUAUCACUAGGCACCGGCAUGAGAUUAACUUGUCUAACAUGGCUAUCAACAAGAUCCAAAACCAUGCAUUGCAUGAACUUGUUGACUGUUCCCUUGGGUUUGAUUCAGACCAGAACAUAAGGAGGAUGAUAAUGGCAGUGGCAGAGUUGGCAUUUCAGUGUUUGCAAAAUGAGAAGGAAAUGAGACCUGCUAUGGAUGAAGUGCUUGAGGUUCUAAUGGGCAUUGAGAGUGAGGGUUGCAAUAUAGUAAAGACAGAGGAGGUGGAGAUUCCAGCAGACAGUGUUGGGUUGUUGAAGAGUAAGCAACCACCAGCUUCACCGGAUUCUGUGACUACAAAUUGGACUAGUUGGCCCUCAACUACUAAUGGCAGCAGCUGAGUUUUCCUUCUGGGCUCACUGAAUUCUCAAAGCACAUGGCAAUAAGAAUGAUGAUCAUAUACUAGAAAAAAGAGAAAAAAAGGGUGGUAAUGCCAUUUUCUUCUCAUCUACUCAAUUUUGAUGUCUUGAAUGAGAUGUAAAUAUUAAGUAGGAGUCAUCAUUGGUAAACCAAAGUUCUUGGUUAGGGUAGUGAAAUUUUUUUAUUGGUAUUUGCCUUCUACUAAUUAAGAAUGAUGUUCAAUAUUUGUUUUGCAUUACUAUUUUGAUUCUA
Vitis riparia (riverbank grape) is the source of this 2368-nucleotide messenger RNA. Its product is annotated as LEAF RUST 10 DISEASE-RESISTANCE LOCUS RECEPTOR-LIKE PROTEIN KINASE-like 1.2. The transcript is spliced from 4 exons. Gene Ontology annotation, biological process: protein phosphorylation. NCBI's taxonomy places the organism in Eukaryota, Viridiplantae, Streptophyta, Magnoliopsida, Vitales, Vitaceae. Bases 1 to 2097 code for a protein of 698 amino acids. Gene Ontology annotation, molecular function: ATP binding; polysaccharide binding; protein kinase activity. The record is from RefSeq and is a predicted model, not a curated record.